UAUGACUUGAUAUUUAAAAUUAAUCUUAAUCCUUUAUCAUUUUUCUUGUGAAUAUCACAUAAUUCUAUAUACGUUGUAACAAUACAUUUUCAGUAACCUCACAAUGUCUGGAAAAGUGGCAAAAAGAGCGCCUAGAAAAAAGGGUGCAAAUGCAUAUAAAUUGCCAGAUUCAAUAUCUGCCGGUGAAAUAUUGACAGAUAUAGCAAGAAAACAAUGGAUUCUUGGCACGUCAAUCGGUGUCGGAGGUUUUGGUGAAAUUUAUUCUGCUGCACCUUAUAAUGGAAAAAUUCCAAAACAAUACCCUAAUGUAAUUAAAAUUGAACCACAUGGAAAUGGACCAUUGUUUGUAGAAAUGCAUUUUUAUAUGAGAAAUGCCAAACCAGAUGAAAUUAAUAGUUGGAGAAUCGAAAAGAAACUGCCAGCACUUGGUAUGCCUCAAUAUAUUGGUUCUGGCAGCCAUGAAUAUAAAAACACAAAAUACCGAUUUGUAGUAAUGGAUCGAUAUGGUACAGAUUUGUGGAAACUAUUUGAGUCAAAUAAUAGAAGAUUUCCAGAACAUACAGUAUAUAAAAUAGCUUUACAAAUAAUAAAUGUAUUAGAAUAUAUCCAUUAUAAAACAUAUGUACAUGCAGAUAUAAAAGGAGCAAAUUUAUUACUAGAUCUAAAAUCACAAGAUCAAAUUUAUCUUGUAGAUUUUGGAUUGGCAUCUCACUAUACUACAAAAGAUGAAUAUAAACUAGAUCCAAAGAAAGCACAUAAUGGAACUAUUGAAUACACUAGUAGAGAUGCUCAUAUAGGAGUACCAACAAUGCGUGGUGAUUUUGAAAUUUUGGGUUACAAUAUGAUCCAAUGGUUGUGUGGUUCACUUUUAUGGGAAAAGGACUUAUCAGAUCCAGUUACAGUACAGAAACAAAAAGAGAAAGCUUUUAAUAAUAUUCUAGAAUUUUUGAAUAUGUCGUUCCAAGGAUCAGUUCCAAAUACUGUACUUAAAUACAUGACUUUAUUAGCAAAUGUAAAGUUUAAUGAAGUACCAGAUUAUGAAAAAUUUAAAAAAAUAUUAAUAGAAGGAUUAAAACAAUUAUCACAUACACCAGAUGGAAGGCUGGAAUUUAAAAAUGAUGUUGAUUCUCCUAAGGAACGAGUUUCAAAAUCCAUCACACAAAAAGUAAAAAAACCGAUUGACAGGAAUAAAAAAAGUCCACGUACAAAAAAAAUAACUCCAAAUCCUAAGAGAGGUCUCGAUGAUAGCACUGUAGGAAUUGUAAUAGAUAAAAAACGUGGUGGUGUAAAAGAUAUUAAACUAGCAUUAAAUGAGAUUGAAUCUGACGAAGAAUAUGAUAUAAAAAUAGUCAAAAAAAUAAAAAGAAAUGCCAAUUCUAUAAAUAAAUUUAAUGAAAAAAAGAGCCCAGUUAGAAACAAAAAAAGAAUUAAGAGCAGUGAUAACAAUUCAGAUUCUGAACCAGAGAUUAUAUCAAAAGGUACUAAAUCACGACCCAUCAAUGUUCAAAAUGUGACGCCUAAAAGUUCAAGAACUCAACCAAAAACAAUGUUAACCGAUAAAAGUGCAUCUGACGAAGAUAUGUUUGAUACAUAA
Messenger RNA from Eufriesea mexicana, 1594 nucleotides. Its product is annotated as serine/threonine-protein kinase VRK1. Gene Ontology annotation, molecular function: ATP binding; protein kinase activity. NCBI's taxonomy places the organism in Eukaryota, Metazoa, Arthropoda, Insecta, Hymenoptera, Apidae. Gene Ontology annotation, biological process: protein phosphorylation. The record is from RefSeq and is a predicted model, not a curated record. The transcript is spliced from 7 exons. The coding region runs from base 104 to 1594 and encodes 496 amino acids.